CACAAUCGACAGUGAUUUUGGCCUUCCAAAUUGAGAGUGUGUUCCUUGAGUAUCUGAACUAGAAUUGAUUCAUUUAUAUGACUUUAGUGUCAGCCACAGGGUUGGCAUAUGAACCAACCAAGGGUCCAAAUGAGCCUGAUUUUUGGACAAUGUUAGCUAAAGUUUUAAAUGGAACAGCCACGAAGAGUGCAGAUGGAAAAGAUGAAUUAUUUAAACCAAUUCCAGCAUCUGAUAUAUCUGCUACAACUCCAGGAAACCUGGAAGAGCUGGAGAGUAUCAAGUUAAAAUUAAUGCUGGGCAUCUCACUGAUGACCCUCUUACUUUUUGUCAUCCUCCUGGCUUUGUGUAGUACCAUGAUGUUCAAACUGAAGACACAGGUGCCUAAAUUGAAGCAACCACCCCCAGAAGUCAGCUAUGCCAUCAACCCUGAGCUGGCCACUUUAUCUUACUUUCAACCUUCAGAAGGCAUAUCAGACACGUCUUUUUCUAAGAGUGGGGAGAGCAGCACAUAUUGGGGCACCACUUCUUCAGAAAUGAAAAAAUCAGGAGAGUCAAAAUCCAGAACGACAGAUGCGCUCUCCACAGCCUCAGAUGACACAGGCAUGGCUUACCAGUCAGACUACCCUCAGGACACAGGCAUGGCUGACCAGUCAGACUACCCUCAGGACACAGGCAUGAGUGAUCAGUCAGACUUACCUCAGAAAAAAGGCAAGAUUAAUGAGUCAAACUUACCUGAGGACACAGACAUGAUUGAUGAUGAGGAACUGACUGAGGAAUUUCCCAGUGAUGAGUAG
Messenger RNA from Condylura cristata (star-nosed mole), 794 nucleotides. RefSeq names its product equatorin, sperm acrosome associated (gene EQTN). Bases 78 to 794 code for a protein of 238 amino acids. Gene Ontology annotation, cellular component: plasma membrane. The transcript has 5 exons. The record is from RefSeq and is a predicted model, not a curated record. NCBI's taxonomy places the organism in Eukaryota, Metazoa, Chordata, Mammalia, Eulipotyphla, Talpidae. Gene Ontology annotation, biological process: endocytosis; fusion of sperm to egg plasma membrane involved in single fertilization; acrosomal vesicle exocytosis.